Molecule: messenger RNA, 742 nt
Organism: Bradysia coprophila
Lineage: Eukaryota; Metazoa; Arthropoda; Insecta; Diptera; Sciaridae
Source: RefSeq, a predicted model, not a curated record
UUUACGUUCAACAGUAGAGUUGGUAUAAAAGCCGAUGAGAUUGGUUGCUUUGAAUCAGUAGCUCUAGUGACUUUGGAAUUCCAAAUAGAAUCACACGAUGAAUAAAAUUUUAUGCUUAGCAAUUGUACUUGCUGCAUAUGCUCCCAUUUCGGCAUACGCUGACACAUCCCUUCAAAAAUUGGCUUGGGUGCUUGCAAACAGGGACACCGCCGAGUUGGACCAAUAUGAUAGUUUUCCGUCUGUCUGGAAUGAUGGCGUCAGCACGCAGUACGUCUCAUUCGAAGUGACAACCACCGACGAUCCAGCCGAUGUCUAUUACACUAUCGAGCAAUACAUGGCAAAGGCUGUUGGUGAUGCCGAAUCAUCGUACGUCUCUAACGGAAAUUUGGUUACAAUUACCUACACGGGCGAUUACAAUCCUGACUUAAAGGAGCCAACUAAAGUUCAAUCGUUGAUCGAUGUGAUGUCCGCUUUUGACUAUCCUGUUCUUGGCAAUAUCGAAUGCGAAAAGGAAUACGUCUACACAUCGAGAAGUGGUUUCGCUUAUAUCAGUCUCAUAAUACCAUGCAAUGGCACCUACUAUCAAUCACAAUGUAACACAGUUUGGGCAUAUUUGAGUGAAAACGGAUAUUUGGAUAGCUAUGCCAGUAAUACUUGCUUCGAGGAACCAGACAGCGAUUCCGCUUUAUUGGAAAUUUGGUCGACCAAUUGUAAAGUUUGCGCUCAUUAAAUGAUGUUUUUU